Messenger RNA from Photinus pyralis (common eastern firefly), 2029 nucleotides. RefSeq lists its product as uncharacterized. The transcript is spliced from 4 exons. The coding region runs from base 439 to 1986 and encodes 515 amino acids. The record is from RefSeq and is a predicted model, not a curated record. Lineage: Eukaryota; Metazoa; Arthropoda; Insecta; Coleoptera; Lampyridae. Gene Ontology annotation, biological process: apoptotic process.
AUGUUGAAAUUUAUUAUAUGAGUACCGGUUUAUACGAAGAGCUACAAAUCGAACACUCCCGAAGUACUGAUGUAGAUGUUUGUAUAUCUUUUGAAGAAAUAUUAUCUUUUGAAACUGUUUUAAAAUGUAAAUUGAACGAAAAGUACUUGUAUUAUUUUAAAUCGGCACCUUUAGAAAAAUUCUAAAUCAAAAACUCUAAACUUUAAAAUAGUAAAUCCUAUUAUUUAAUAAUAUGCCCCCCUAUUUCUUUCUAUUAUAAAUAUGAUAUUUUGUUUGGACCUCACUUCUCACUUACUUGCACUGCUAAUCCUAAAAUCUCAAGAAACAUAACUCUCUAAUGCUAUGUAUUAUGCGUUUAAAUUUAUUUAACGAGCAAAACACAAAGAAGUUGUGCUCACAUGUUAAAUAAAUUUGAAUGCCUUUUUGCUCAGAAUAACCAUGGCGGCGAAAAAGAUCUACACCGUAUGGUCCCGAGAUAGAGAGAGGAAAACUUUAAUUUUGAUCGAUGAAAAUGACGUGGAUAUGUACAAAACCUUAAUUUUAAAGGCAUCCCAAAAGCUACAAGUUGACGGUUCAUCGUUAGCUUUGGAAUCUAACGGCACGCCAAUCGAUUCAGAAGUUCUACCGUACCUUAACCAGAUGGAUAUAUUGAUGUUAUUGGAAAAGAGUGAGACCUGGAAAUCAACCGAUUCAUUUUCUGUAGCAACAGGAAGUACGGUAACAAUCGCACAAUCGGAUAUCUCAGACUUGCUAUUGCAACCAUUUCCUGAAGGCGCCAUCUUUGAGGAGAGAGAAGUUCACCCAACUCCAACUGAAAAACCUGACUCUACACCUAUCGACAAUAUCGAUUUGACCUGCAAAGUAGAUUGCAAUUCAGAAUUUUUAUGGACUAAUUUUGAAAUCCCCUUAGAGAGACUAAAUAGUGAACAACUUGAAAACCUUGGAAAUGGUGUGAGAAAUAAACUCGAUAUUAAGUUUUUAGUCCAACUAAUUGUAAAUGACAUGAGACUAAUUAAGAAGGUCAUUCCAAUGAAAGCCUUCAAGAUUGUGGCUAAAAAACUUAUAGAUCGAUAUCCAUUGAUUUUUAGGGAUGUAGAUGAAGAUGGUGUUGUACUUGGGGAUGGAAGCCAUUCCUUAGUGAGCAAAUUAGUAGAAAGGAACAACUACUUAAACAGGCCACACAAAAGAAAAAGCACCGAAGCACAAUCUUCUCCAAUCGUUUCAAAAAAACGGGUUUUAAGCGCUAGAGCAGGCUGUGUAAAUUGGUCACCUGAGAUCGGCCACCAUGACAGUGAAAGCAUAAGCAAGUUAACUGAGAAUGCCGGAACUUCUGAUGAGCAAUUUGUGCAAUUAUUAGAAAAAACUUAUCCUCAAAUAAGAAAAGUGUUAAAUGAAGAAGAGCCACCCUUCUCUAAGCUAAUGGAAGAGUGGCCAUUGCUGUUCUCAAAAAAGGCAAUAUUUUGGCACUUCAACAAGCUAACGAACUCUGACAUCCAUUUAAUGGACCUCAUCACCAGCAAAUGCAAUAAAAUCACAUCAUUUUUAAAAACCAAGUUGAAAAAUGAUUUCGACGACACUAAUCUCGUAGAAAUUCGUACUAUCACAAAUAUUACGAAAUAUUUUAAAGAAGAUUUACAGAACCUUUUUUUAAAAUGCAAGGACUUACCUGAAAUUACCUUAGAGAGUAUUCCCCUAUCGCCAUAUAUAAUUCAGACUGGGGAAGAAGAAAACAUGCUUUACUUCGUGUACCUAGAGAGAGAGUUGGUGCAUCACGAUGGGUAUACCACAUUCAUAGAAGCUCUUAAAGUGUCAUUCUCCUUAUUUUUCAUUUUAAAUUUGAAGUAUCCUCGCAAUCUAUGCGCUACCAUGGAGUUGUUGCAGAGGAUGAUUCUGAAAAUACAUCCCGACGCUGGGUCAAAAUCUAAAAAAGUGUGUGCAACGCGAAAAAAAGUGUUCAAUUUUAUGAACAGUAUUAAAGAAGGUUAAUAUUAAUAGAAAUGUCUUCUUUUUAGUUUUAAGGAUUUUAUUA